Molecule: messenger RNA, 1332 nt
Organism: Cyclocybe aegerita
Lineage: Eukaryota; Fungi; Basidiomycota; Agaricomycetes; Agaricales; Hemipholiotaceae
Source: the annotation of a GenBank genome assembly
AUGGAAGCCAAAUUGGCCCAAUAUGCUGCUCUCAGCCAGAAAGACAAAGGACCUGCAUUCACAUCUCUCAUCCCACAAAUCUUGUCACAAUCAGGCCCAUCCAUACCAAAAGACCUCCACACAUUGGUAGACACAGUCGUUAAUCAGGAUAGCGUCGGCUUAGUCGUUGGGCGUCAAGUUCUCUCUGAGGUCGUGAAGGUCCUGAGUGAAGGCGCUAUCAAGGAUGUAGAACUGAGAAAACGCGUGGUCGAAGAUACACUGGCCACAGUCCAGCCGAGAAUUGUGAACUCCCUGAGAUUCCAAUUGGCAGAUAUUCUCGAGGAAGAGGAAGAAUGGAGCGAUGCUGCAAGGGUCCUUAUGGGCAUCUCGCUGGACUCGGGCCAAAGAUCCAUCGCAGAUUCAGAAAAGCUGCGCGUGUACGUUCGCAUCGUUCGACUGCUUCUUGAGGACGAAGACUCUGUCCAAGCCGAAACGUACUACAAUCGCGCCGCUCUGCUUGUCCACUCUGCGAGUGAUCGGGAGACUAUCCUGCAAUUCAAGCUAUGUCAAGCCCGGAUCAGUGACUACAGCAGAAAGUUCUUGGAAGCCGCAAGCAGAUACCACGAACUUAGCUAUGUUGGAGAAAUCGACGAAGAAGAACGUCGCCAUAUGUUACUGGCAGCGGUCACUUGUGCCGUUCUUGCACCUGCAGGACCGAAUCGCUCUAGAGUUCUAGCAUCGUUGUACCGCGAUGAACGAACAACCGAUCUACCAACCUACAACAUCCUUUCAAAAAUGUUUCUGGAUCAUAUCCUGCGGCCGGCUGAGAUAAAGGAGUUCGAGAAAUCUCUGAAACCUCACCAGCUUGCCAAAAUCUCAAUCUCUUCAAAUGAUAGGCUAGCAUCUAUUGGCAACGAUGACGGUGGCGACCUGGACCCAACCGCUAGCACACGAACGGGCCCGUCAACCGUGCUCGACCGCGCUGUCAUGGAACACAAUCUCCUUGCAAGUUCCAACAUCUAUAAUAACAUCACUUUCAAAGGUUUGGGUGCGCUUCUGGAUUUGACACCCGGUGCAGCAGAAACAAUGGCACGCAAAAUGAUUGAACAAGGACGAUUGCGUGGAAGCAUUGACCAAGUUGACAAACUUAUUUGGUUUGAAGGAAAUCGUGAAGAAGACGACGCUCAAGGAAAGGCUGGUGGGUUGGGUGAUGUAGAGGAAGCAGAAGACACAGGUGCACCGUUCACCAAACGCUGGGACACCCAAAUUCGACUAACUGCUGCCCACGUCGAGUCCAUUGUCCAACAUUUGACAGACAAAGGUUUGGUGUCGUCUACCGUUGAAGCCAAGUAG